GCGUCAGCUGCCGCAGCAGGAACGCACGUGCUUCUCCGCGCAUUUCAAGAUCAAGAUGGCAGCCUCCGUCUGGCGGUGCUACGAGCUGAUUGGCAGAAAUGCCUUGGCUCUCAGCUCCCGGUCUCUGGUCUCCUCAGUGUGGAGGGGAGAUCAUUACAGGUUACACAGGAGCCCAGCUGCAGCUCUGCAGGUGCGAUAUGCUUCAGGGCGUAAAGGUUUCCUGGGAGAGUUUGUUGAUAACCUUCGUCAGGAGUUCAGUAAGAAUCAGGAGAUGAAGGAAAACAUAAAGAAGUUCAGAGAAGAGGCCAAAAGGCUCGAGGAGUCCGAUGCCCUUCAGCAGGCCCGCAGAAAAUAUAAAUCAAUAGAGGCAGAAACAGUGAAGACAUCAGAGGUGUUCAGGAAGACUUUCGGCUCUCUAUCAGAGACUGUUAAAGAGAGUCUCGAGGAGGUGAGUCGUAGUGACAUUGGAAAGAAGAUCAAAGAAGGUGUGGAGGAGGCCACCAAGACAGCCAGGGGCUCUGCUGAGUCUUUCUCCAAAGGAGGAGAAAAACUGGGCCGGACCAGCGCAUUCAAGGCCAUCUCACAGAGUGUAGAAUCCAUGAAGAAGGAGAUAGAUGUUGGUGAUGCCGGUCCUUACAGGGCUCCUUCUCAGCUCAGGAAGAGGAGCGAUUUCUCAUCUAAAAGUGCAGAUGACAGCAGCAGAGUGUUUGAGGCCAAUGAAGAGGCCAUGGGUGUUGUCCUUCACAAGGAUUCAAAAUGGUACCAGCAGUGGAAGGACUUCAAGGACAACAAUGUAGUUUUUAACAGAUUCUUCGAGAUGAAGAUGAAAUACGAUGAAAGUGACAAUGCCGUCAUCAGAGCAUCCCGAGCGCUAACUGACAGAGUCACUGACUUCCUCGGUGGUCUUUUCUCUAAGACAGAAAUGUCCGAGGUGCUGACAGAGAUCCUGAAGGCAGACCCCGGCUUUGACAAAGACUCUUUCCUCAGACAGUGUGAGAAAGACAUCAUUCCCAACAUACUGGAGGCUAUGAUCCACGGCGAGCUGGACAUAUUAAAGGACUGGUGCUAUGAAGCUACCUACAGUCAGCUUGCACACCCCAUCCAGCAGGCUCGAGCUCUGGGCCUUCUCUUCCAGUCUAAAGUGCUUGACAUCGAUAACAUAGAUCUAGCGAUGGGUAAGAUGAUGGAUCAGGGCCCGGUACUGAUCAUCACCUUCCAGGCUCAGGUUGUUAUGGUGAUUCGCAGCCCCAAAGGAGAUAUUGUGGAAGGAGAUCCGGAGAAGGUAAUGAGAAUGAUGUAUGUGUGGGCGUUAUGUCGGGACCAAGAAGAGCUGAACCCCAGUGCAGCCUGGAGGCUCCUGGACAUCUCUGCCUCCAGCACUGAGCAGGUCCUCUAAGAGGAGCAGGAGGAGGAGGGGCGCAGGUGAACAACGGUUCAUCUGGGGGUCACAAACUGAGAUACAAACACAUACCUGGAAUACCUGCACAUCCUUUAUACAUUAGCCUGGACAAAGAGAGUGGAUUGAAACCCUGCUGCUGUGUGUGAGAGAGUCCCAUUUGUAUCCUGAGGAUUUAUGUGCAGAUGCACAUAUUUGACCACCCUCUGGCAUAUAGAUCUACUUACCUAUGAAGAUAGCAUAUAUACAUACACAUUCAUUUAAAUUUGUGCAUCCAGUUAUGUGUGCAGUGUUUGGAUUGACUGGAGUGCAAAUAUACUGCAGAACUAAUUAAUUUCAGAAUGGAUGGACCACCCUCUUCACCACCUGCCAGGAGCCUCUAUUAUUUCAUUUUGCUGCAUAGCCCGUCCAUACCGGGCAGCCAUGUGGGCAGAUUGAAAAUGAUCCUGUUAUGUGGGGAAAAAUGCACAUGUAGUCUGUGAUAUCUGUUUGUCUUUAGAGGGAUGUUUUAUACCUAAAUUAGACUUAAUCUUUAUAAAAUACUGGAGCCAGAAGGUGAAAUUGUUGACGGUGGUUGGAAGCUUUGAACCAUGUCUGCACAGGAGGCACAGUGUGAAGAAGAACAGCAGCUUCAGUUCUCCUUUUGUGUCUGCAAAGAAUGGAUUUGGGCACAAUAUUGAGACCAACUCACGAUUACUGUAGUUAGUGCAUGUCUCUUCCAUCAGAUGUUUGCGCAACAGGUGAACCACUGCCGAGUUGCCUCCUGUGUAGACACACUGUUAAGAGUGCUGAACCAGCAGAAAUCAACUAGGUUUAAUAGAUUGAUUAUAUUUUUUCUCAGAGCAGAUUGGCCUUAACGAAUGCUUUAUUUUAGGACUUAAUAUUAAAACAUUAAUUUGUAAAAUCACUAUAAAAACACAGAUGAGAGGAGCUGAAUUGAGCCACAGGGGCUUUAAUGUCUUCAGGCUCAGUGUUUGAAGUGAUUUUUCAUUUUCUGAUGACUUGGAACACCAGCUGUGUUGGUUUCUGCUGCUUUUUACACAAAAAGCUCAAACAAAAAAAAAAAAGAUAAAACGAGCAUAAAACAUGACGUCCACCCUGUCAUGCCGAGGGAAGACCAUAGUGUACUGUGACAAAUUGAGAAAUGGAGAAUCUUUUGUUGCAGAGGGUAAUGCUCCCAGUAAGACGUGUAUCUACUUAUUAGUGCAAGCUUAUAUCAGAUGUUGACAUGCUUAUGAGCCUAAAUGGGGCCACAUUCACCUUUCCAGUCACUGAGGCAGCUUUGUUGUUUGAGGAAUCAUAGGUGUUUCCUCCUGCUUCUUGUUUUUCAGCUGUUUGUCUCCUGAACUGUUUGGUUUACGUUUAUUUAUGUGGCUUUGCAAGAGGUAAAUGUUGAUGAUGAGAACUUGAAUGAGCUUUUUAUUGUACUGACUGCUCUGUAGCUUGACAUGUAUAGAUAUUAUUGUUCAUGUCAGUGAAGAUCACACACAUUCUGAUUGUACUAUAACGCUGUUUCUUUGACAGUUUAAUUCAGUUCAGUUCCUAAUGAAUGUCUUUAAGGUUACCUCUGUGUAAAGAAGCUCCCAGUUUGUGAGCAAAUUCCAUUAAAGGUCAAACUGCAUGAGACAGUUUAUGACUGAUGGUCAGAAGUCAUGCGUAUCUCUGAUGGCCACACCAUGCUCUCCUGUGUCUCGUGAGUAUUGGUUGUGUCAUCAUGUUGUGUAAUCCAUCGCAUGGUUAUAUGGCGUUUUAAAAGAAACACAUGACUGUUGUGUGUUUGUCAUUCCGGGUGACUAAACACUCACCAUAAAAUAUGCACUUUUAUUUAUGAAGUCAAUAAUAGGUGAGAGGGAUCAUAUUUAAACAUUUACUGUUUUCUGUAAGAAAAAAGUGAGAGACUUGCCAUGAAAGUCUCUCGCUUUAUGUCCAAAAAAUCAACUCAUAUUGGAUCACCAUCAGCCAAAUGUGAUCUUUUUUUUUUUUAUGAUCCCCCAUUAGUUGCCAAAAUGUCCAGGGGGAGACGUUCCUCUGAUUUAAUAUCCACACAGCCCACUUUGGAGAAACGUAUUUUUGUCCUUUCAGAUGUGUUAUGUUUACAUAUUAUGUUUGUUCUAUAAUAUGUUUGUUCUAUGCAACAUUUACACCAGUAAUGAUCAUUCAAGUUUUGGGGCGCCACAGGCCGGACUUCACAGCUUUAGUCACGGUGUGUUAUAAAAUCUGUCAUUGUACGUACUGUUUUUAUUUGUUCAGAAUAAAGAUAAAUUCUGAUGGUUCAA
Molecule: messenger RNA, 3672 nt
Organism: Archocentrus centrarchus (flier cichlid)
Lineage: Eukaryota; Metazoa; Chordata; Actinopteri; Cichliformes; Cichlidae
Product: mitochondrial import inner membrane translocase subunit TIM44-like
Exons: 13
Coding region: 56-1396 (446 amino acids)
Biological process (GO): protein import into mitochondrial matrix
Cellular component (GO): mitochondrial inner membrane
Molecular function (GO): protein-folding chaperone binding
Source: RefSeq, a predicted model, not a curated record